Maniola jurtina (meadow brown) is the source of this 2297-nucleotide messenger RNA. RefSeq lists its product as uncharacterized. The transcript is spliced from 4 exons. Bases 154 to 2175 code for a protein of 673 amino acids. The record is from RefSeq and is a predicted model, not a curated record. NCBI's taxonomy places the organism in Eukaryota, Metazoa, Arthropoda, Insecta, Lepidoptera, Nymphalidae.
CCAGUGCAGCGUGACGGAGAAUAAAAAUCAUAGACGGGUAGGAGAAGGACCCAUUGUCGAACAAACCACCGAUGCAUGUGGAGUGGUUGUGACCCACAAAUGGAUUGGUGACGUUGGUGCAAGUGUUGGUGAUACAGACAGAGUGAUAGCAGAAUGACUUGCCUGAUAUACCUCGUGGCCUUGGCGCUGUUGGCCCAAGCCAGGUCAGAGGUGGUCGAACUGAACUGUAGUGAUAAUGCCACGUGUAUAGACCAUAUGGCGAGGGAGUUCAUGAGGAGUUUAAGGCAACAAAAAGCAGUGAAGCUGUUCGAUUUGUUCACGAUAGAGCCUAUAGAGAGUCAGGCGAGAUCAAACAAAGGCCCGCUAACGAGAUUUUUAACUUCGCACGCGAUAAGUAUCGACUGGAACGAUUUCACGUUCAGAUUCUCCAAUCCACAAGGCAGGAGCGACGCGAUGGACUUAGAAGUGCUUGAAAGCAGAUCAGCUAAAGAUGAUUCGGAUGUGAUACCGAAGAAAUCGAAAAGCACAGAAGAAGACGAAGUCAUCGAUGACAAGUCCGGACAACACAUACAACACGUACAUGCUAAACCUGUUAGGGUUAAGCCCAUUAAACGAAGGGGAUCGAAACGCAAAGUGAUGCAAGCAGUCAUCCCAAUGCUUAUCGGCAUGAAAUCAGCAGGAAUUGCCAUUUUCGGCCUUUUUAUGGUCUCCGUCAUCACAAUCAAGGCUUUCAUGGCCAGCAAGAUGGCACUUCUAGUCACAGUUGGUAUGGCAAUGAAGAAACUCUAUGAGAGUUAUGGCAAUGGCGCUGGUUUGCAAAACCAACCGUACCUUUACUCACAAUAUCCGAUCGAUUUUCCAAGCGCCGGGUCGCACGCAUACUCCGUAAAUGGAGUGAGUCCUCAGUUUGCGUCUCCGGAGUUAUACAGCCCCACAGCCCUCGGCUCACACUCCCAACAACACGAGCUGAUCCAACAAAGUGAUGCUAGUGCUCAGCAGUCGCAACAGGCGCCUACGCAGCUCCUCGUAAACGCAACACGAGCGGCGGAAAGGUGGGAUGGUAAGUCAAAACUGUUCAAACUCUUUGAACCAGUCGUCGACACUAUCAGGAGCUUCGUCGAUCCAAUUGCCAACGUCUUUUACGAUGCCAUACCAACGUUCAGAGGGCUCAGUUCUGAUGCCUCCACAGCCAAGAGUGUAGAUCCAGAAGUUGAUCAACAAGUCGAGGAAAAGAAGAGGCCCAGAGAAAUUUUGAUACCUCAACCAAGAUUUAUUGCUCAGAGGAAAAUGUCGUACAGAAAAGCUCCGAGACACAGACCAAAGAAGUAUGUUGAAUUAAACUUAAACUUAGAUAGGCUGAAACAUAAUAAAGAUUAUCUCGAGUAUAUAAAAACAAAAAAGUACCAAUACAACUACCCACAUACGUUUUAUUACCCCCGUAUCAAGUAUUUUGUAAAUCCUAACACUUUUCCUCCAGGGCCUAACAACAACAGAUUUUUACCUUAUAGAAAACCAAUUUUAAGACGAAAUAUUUUAGUUAACAGUAACAAUGUAACUGAAACAACUACCAGUAAUAUUUUACCAUUAGAACCAACCGAUUGGAAGCCAAUAAUCGUAUAUAACGUGACAGAUUCAAAUUUAGAUCAGAGUAAAAUUCGCAAACACCGAAAGAAGGCAAAAAAUGUAGGAAAAUUUCGAAGAAGGAGAGUAAUGAAAAAACGUAAAAGAGUCAAAAGAAGUUUGGAUUCAUAUGAGUUUACAAAUAUAAAUUCUUUUCCAAGGAAAACGUCUGAUAAUAAAAUCAACAAUAAAUUAGUGACUUCAGGUAGAGGACUAUUUGAUUUUUCUGAAUACUUUACUAAUCCUUUUGAAUUACUAUUAAAAACAAUAGAAAAAAAUGUAGCUGAUUACGCGGGAAAACUUGUUCCAGUCCCCUUAUUGAAGUCUGCGUUAAAGUCCAAAGAACCUCCAAAAUAUUAUACAAUUGCCUACAACAUAUUAAUGUUUUAUUUAGAUGCAAUGGAUGGUUUAAUGGCUGUUAAUGAAGCAAUUACAGAUUAUAUGAAUGAUAGUGAUGUUAAAACAAAACGAAAAAAGAAAAUUAAGAAAAAAACCAAAAGGAAAAAUCUGUCACAGUCUAAGGUUCAGAGUAACGAAACGGUUCCUUUAGAGUAAAGUGAUGACGAUUAUAGAAAAUAAAUACGUAGUUAGUGAAAAUGAAAUUAUUGCAUUUAGUAUGGUGGCGGUUUUAUGCGCUGUUUAGUUAUAGUAGGUAUAUUUUAAUUAAAUAUGUUGUU